GUGAAAAAUUAAGUGGUGACAAGCUAAAGGAACGUCAAGCUGAGGACGCUCUCAUUCUGAAGACAACCUAUUGUGAAUGCCCAAAUUAUGACCGAAUUAUUUCGACAGCUCUCGAACUGGGUGGCGUACGAGAUUUGCCAGAGCAUUGUAAGCUUGAACCGGGAAUUCCUCUAAAGCCAAUGCUGGCGUAUCCAACCAAAGGAAUCAGCGAGGUAAUGCGUCGAUUCGGCUCAGCGCAGUUUGCGUGUGAGUACAAAUACGAUGGCGAGAGAGGACAGCUUCAUUUGGGCGAGUUCGGUGUGAAAAUCUUUAGUCGUAAUCAGGAGGACAAUACGGGAAAGUUUCCCGACAUUAUCGCGCGUAUUCGAGAGUGUUGUGAUGCGGAAACCGAGAGUUUUGUAGCCGAUAGU
Molecule: messenger RNA, 410 nt
Organism: Anisakis simplex (herring worm)
Lineage: Eukaryota; Metazoa; Nematoda; Chromadorea; Rhabditida; Anisakidae
Source: the annotation of a GenBank genome assembly